Pseudozyma flocculosa PF-1 is the source of this 1872-nucleotide messenger RNA. RefSeq lists its product as uncharacterized. Lineage: Eukaryota; Fungi; Basidiomycota; Ustilaginomycetes; Ustilaginales; Ustilaginaceae. The record is from RefSeq and is a predicted model, not a curated record. Bases 1 to 1872 code for a protein of 623 amino acids. The transcript is spliced from 10 exons.
AUGCCGCUUGAGGGCAACGUGAUCAAGGCGCUCACCGCCGCCAGCAUCAUGCUAGGCUUUGUCGUGGCAGAGGCGGUCUCAUUCGUCUCGAUCGACGCGCGACUGAUCGUGGCGUCGUAUCGCCAUCGACAGCUCCGGCCGGCGCCGUGCGCGUACCUGCUGGCGCGACUCCUCUUCGUCGCCUGGUCGGUCCACAUGUUUGUCUCUGUCGUCUUGAUGACGCAGGGCCACGCCGUCGACAUGCGCACCUUUCGCGGCGUGUCAAUGGUGCUGCUGUCGCUGAAUAUGAUGGCCUCGACCGCAAUCCUCGCCUUGAGGGUGCUCGUCCUUCGACACAAGAGGCAGGCCAAGCGCCUCAUGUGCUGCAUGAUCAUCGUCCUGCUCUCGGCCCAGCUCCUCGCCGGUGCAGUCUCAACGUACGCGUUUGCCUCCACCGACGAGCUCGAGAUCGACCCCCGCCCGAUCAGGAUGCACGGGUGCGCCGUUGCGCAAUUCGCGGUGACCCUGGCCCUGGACCUCUUCUUUGCCGGCAUCGUCGUCGCCACCAUCCGCAGCAAGGAUAGCCAGGUGCGGGACUGCCGCGUCCUGCGCCUGCUGCUCAUUGAUGCGGUCGUCUACCUGAGCCUGUCCUUCCUGAUCAACGUCGUCACCAUCGUGGCACUUUUCGCGUGGCGCCACAGCCUGCUGGACACGAUCAUCACCAUUCGAGUCAACGUUCUGGUCUGUACGGCCAUUGCCUGCCGCAUCUUCCGAUCGCAGCUGGCCUUCUUUGAGACCCACCCGGCCAACAGCAGCUCCUCGCCGGGUCUGUCUGCCCUGCGGCCAAGGAGCAGGGACGCAUCGCCCUCGGCAUGUCCACGCAGCGACGCCCAGCCGCAGUACUUGUCGGCCGAUCCGCCCCGCAAGGGAGACGACGGUCCGUCCUGCACGACUCUCACCAAGGCAUCGUCGAAAAGCUGGACGGUCUCUACAGGCAGGCCCGAGGCUCGACCUCCGCUGCCCGAGGACAUGCCUCCGAGCCUGCGCGUCCAGCUCGAUGAGGCCGGCUGGAACGACUCGACGCUCCGGCUGGACGAGUUCGUACUCGUCGAGCCGCGUGGUCGCGCCAGCGGACGGUCUGGCAAGAGCGGCUCGUCGGCGUCUGUCGAAGCAGCCGAAUGCUCCGGACAGUCUGGCGAGGCCGGCACUCUGCGCAUUGUCCGCACUCUCGCACCGACGCACCCCUACUCGCUUCGCAGCCUCUGGAACGACGCGGCCGACGAGGCGAUGGCCGGUCUUGAGCUACCGCAGCACGCCCUGGAGCCAUCGCUGCCCUUUGCCAAGAUCGGGCACGUCCGCAGGGCGAUCGACUCGACGGCAGCCAGGGGCAGCCGCCUCGAGGCACUGAGGCCGACGAGCGGUCUUAGCAGCGCCGCCACGGACACCAACAUCGACGAUCCGGCCCUCCAGAGCAGCGAACACGAAUACACGCCAGCCGCCAGCCCCUGUCCUGCCCUCGCGGGGCGCGUGGCGGUGGGCGAUGGCGGCGACCUCGACGGACCGGACGAGGACGGGGCCGGGGUGCUGCAUUGCGCUGCGGCCAAGUCGUCGGCUCACUCGCUGAUCGACGCCGCCAUCUCGCCGAGGACCAGGAUGGUGUUUGACGCGUCGCUGGGCAGGUACGUCGUCGAUGACGGUGGCCAGGCCGCGAUCCGCGUCGGCGAGCACCAGCUGUCGGGCUCGACCAUCGUCGUGGGGCGCAUCUCGGACGCCAAGCACGGCGACGCCACGCCUCGCUCGCCCCGCGUCCGACGCCAGCCAAGGAGCGUCGACGCCGGCCCGGCUCAAAGAGGCAACGUCGACGGUGCCCAGCCUCGCCACGAGUCGCUCUAG